CCUCGAUUCAGAGCGCGAGUUGGUCAAGACGAUCGCCAAGAAGCUCUGACACGGUAAGUUUUCGUUGAGAGAUGGAACCUCCGAGGCUGCUGGAACAGGCGGUGCCGAUCUUCAGGGAAGGCAUAUCGCUGACGCUCGCCAGGUGGUCGGCUCUUCAGAUGGCCGUCGACAACGAGUGGGGCGGUCGCAACUCGCGGCAGAGGGCCGAUGAGCUCGGUCACGAGAUCUUCGACUGGUGCACGCAACCGACAGAACCGCUUUACAUUGACGAUUUGGAAGAUCUUCUGUACGAAGCCAUGAUUUCUCUGAACGUCGUGGCCGAAGAUGGCAGUGUAGAGGAGGUGGCGGAGAAAUUAACGUCCAUGUAUGAGGAAUGUCUGGAAGGGAACUUCACAACAAUUGAGAAACUAAGGGAGGCUUCUUUGAAGAAAGUAGCACCUGCGCACAUCAAGCAGGUUGUUGAAGGUGAAGAAGACGAAGAAGACAGUGAUAGCGAGGACAUGACCGUGGAUGAUUUGCCGUACAUGAUGGUGGAUGCACCAAAAUCUCAGUCGAGCCCGACUGCAGUCGACAAAGCUGGAGACGAGGGGAGGCCACCUAGGACGGCUGAUGCAGAUGGAUGGACAGUGGUUAGUUCAAGAAAAAGUAGGGCUAAAAAUUAGUAAGACCGAACUUGUCUAAGGUUCUGCACGUAUUUAUGGGUAGUUUGUUGGUACUUCUCUUCUUGCCAAGUUCAAGAGUGAUCCUUUGUAGUUGAUAUUUCUCACUAACG
Rhodamnia argentea is the source of this 772-nucleotide messenger RNA. Its product is annotated as pre-rRNA-processing protein TSR2 homolog. NCBI's taxonomy places the organism in Eukaryota, Viridiplantae, Streptophyta, Magnoliopsida, Myrtales, Myrtaceae. The coding region runs from base 72 to 662 and encodes 196 amino acids. The record is from RefSeq and is a predicted model, not a curated record. The transcript is spliced from 4 exons. Gene Ontology annotation, cellular component: nucleus. Gene Ontology annotation, biological process: maturation of SSU-rRNA from tricistronic rRNA transcript (SSU-rRNA, 5.8S rRNA, LSU-rRNA).